GUACAUUAAACUUUCAACAUAAACAAGAUGGCGGCGCCCAGCGCCAUUACCGGAUCAUUACGCAUAGCGGAUCACUUUGAUGUUCAAGACUGCGUUUUGCGAUAAAUAGUUGAAAUUGUUAGAUGAUAUUUUGCACAUAGCAUCUUCAAGGCCUAUUAUUUAAACGCAUUGAUUGAGUCGUAAUUGGAGCGUCUCUUUGUCAAACAUUUCGGUAUGUUUUGCUGACAUGUAUAUACGACUUUGUUGACUUCUGUCUCGUUUCCAAAUCGAGGUUGAACAUUUUUUGUGGCCACUUGCUAUAACUCUGUUGGAAAGUUCCUCGCCAGACAGUUCACCUGAGAAGGUUAAGCACAAGAAGCUUAAGGCUGAUGAAAUUGUGUUUGAGUUCACAGACGACACGGCCAUGGCCCGCAGCGUUGCAAAGUCAUUGAUCCAGCACAAAGAGUUCAGUGCAACAGACCUAGCUAGAAGGUUUGCUGAAGAAUACUUCCGAGAACCAGGUAGGGGCUAUGGUGGAAGUGUUGCCACAGUGUUUCAUGCCCUCAGAGAGACCAAUUACGAAGACGUGUACCGACCGGCCGCUGGGCAGUUUGAGGGUCAGGGGUCGUAUGGAAAUGGUGGCGCGAUGAGAAUUGCUCCUGCUGCUCUGUUUGCCUGCGCAAAGAAGUAUGACUUUUCAAAAAUUGCUGAGCUGACAGAACAGAUCACUCGUCUGACCCACUCUCACCGGCAGGCUAUCCAGGGCUCCAUUCUCCAGUGCUACAUGGUGAACCAGUGCCUUCUCAGCAGCCACCCGUUACCGGUGGAUGCACUCAUGGAUUCCCUCAUAGACACCAUGAAAAAGCUGGAGGGUGAGGAGUCUGAGGACCAGAAAAACAAGCCUGCAGAGGCAUCUUGUGAGAGAAUGGAGGAGGACACAAAUUCUGAAGAUCGAGUAGAGGCAGGGGAGGCAACUGAUGAAAAAAGCCCAGGGGAGCCAACUCUUAAGACCUAUUGGCAGAAGCUAAACAUAGUGAGAGAAUUUGUUAAAAGAGACACUCAGCCAUCGGUGGAAGAAGUCACCAAACAGCUAGGUGUAUACAUUGCAGCCUUGGACUCGGUACCUGCUGCUCUAUAUUGUUUCUUACGGGCUUUGAAUGAAAUAGAUGGACUUGAGGGUCGAAACGGCUUUGAGAGGACCAUUAUGUACUCAAUAUCACAUGGUGGGGACACUGACACAGUAGCCUCAAUGGCGGGUGCCCUCGCAGGCGCCUACUAUGGACUAGAGAUGAUCCCGUCGUCAUGGCAACAGAGCUGCGAGGGAGUGGAGGAGGCCAAGCGGGAUGCAGCACUGUUGUACGGACUCGGCGAGAAACAUGGUGUAGACAUUGACAGUAAAAUUUGAGUAAAGGCACAUUUAAAGAACAUUUGAAAAUCGGCUUUAGGCUAUUACUAUGAGUACAGAUUCUGGGCGUAGAUAAGUCGAGGCAACACUCCUGUGAUCUCCUUACUUUUUCACAAAGUGCUUUUGAAAGUGCUUUUGAGUUUGGUUUUAUUAGAGUGGAUUUAUUUUACCAGAUUUUCAAUGAUUGAGGCAUGCUGGGAGGCAACAAGGUGUGGUUUCUGGUAAAUAGUGGUCAGGUUGCAUUGACCCACUUUGGAAUACAGCAAGCACGCAUGGUGAACUUACUACAAGCUUGAAAUGGCAUUGAGGGUCAGUCAGUUUACGUUCAAGGGCAAUAGCUAAGGUUUUGAAUUUAAUAAUUACAAAACUGUCAUUUAGAAGCAUCCUUAGGAAAAUGUGCCAAAUUUCAGCUUCACGUGCCUGGUAACUCGACAGAUGCAAACAGAUGUAAUAAUGCACGCAACAAUGGAAUUAGUCCCCAGUUAUUUGAUUUCAAUGUAACAGUGUAAAAUGCAUGUGCAGAAAAAAUAGAUGUUAUAGUGUUCAAUCUUUCGAAAUGUUAGGGCAAAGUUUAAAUAGGGUAUAUUAGAACUGUUUAUUUCAAAAUCCCUGAUCUUUUUUUGUCGCGAUAUGAUAGUGUAAGUUUAAAAUGAUCAGUAAAUAUUGAAAAUCUGGUUUAGUGGAGCUGCUAGGCUUCUGGUCUAUUUCUGGGCCUAAGUGAUCUUGAUGUGUCAAAUGUUGUACAAAUGUACAGCUUUACUGUGAUAUAUUACUUUUGUUAAUGUAUAUAUGUAAUUAGUCCCCUACCGGUUUCACCGGAGGGGACUUACAGUUUGCACUCUUGUGUGUCCGUCAGUCUGUCACACUUUUCUGGAUCCUGCGAUCUUAACAUUUUUCAUAAAACUUGAAACAUGGAUAGAUGGCAAUAUGGACAUUAUGCACGUCAUUUCAUUUUGUUCCUACGUCUAGAAUUCUGGUUGCUAUGGCAACAAAUAGACUAGAAAUACUGCUGAAAAUGGUGUGUUUUUUCUGGAUCCUGCAAUAACUUUAAAAGUUCUUAAUAUUUUUUCAUGAAACUUGAAACAUGGAUAGAUGGCAAUAUGGACAUUAUGCACGUCACUUCAUGUUGUUCCUACGUCAAAAAUUCUGGUUGCUAUGGCAACAAAUAGACUAGAAAUACUGCUGAAAAUGGUGUUUUUUCUGGAUCAUGCGAUAACUUUGAAAGUUCUUAAUAUUUUUUCAUGAAACUUGAAACAUGGAUAGAUUGCAAAAUGUUCAUUAUGCACGUCACUUCAUUUUGUUAUUACGUCAAAAAUUCUGGUUGCUAUGGCAACAAAUAGACAAGAAAUACUGCUGAAAUGGUGUUUUUCUGGAUCCUGCGAUAACUUUAAAAGUUCUUUAUAUUUUUUCAUGAAACUUGAAACAUGGAUAGAUGGCAAUAUGGACAUUAUGCACCUCAUUUCAUUUUGUUCCUACGUCAAAAAUUAGGGUUGCUAUGGCAACAAAUAGACUAGAAAUACUGCUGAAAAUGGUGUGUUUUUUUCUGGAUCCUGAGAUAACUUUAAAAGUUCUUAAUAUUUUUUCAUGAAACUUGAAACAUGGAUAGAUGGCAAUAUGGACAUUAUGCACGUCAUUUCAUUUUGUUCCUCUGUCAAAAAUUAUGGUUGCUAUGGCAACAAAUAGACUAGAAAUAUUGCUGAAAAUGGUGGUUUUCUGGAUCCUGCGAUAACUUUAAAAGUUCUUCAUAUUUUUUUAAUGAAACUUCCAACAUGGAUAGAUGGCAAUAUGGACAUUAUGCACGUCAAUUCAUUUUGUUACUACGUCAAACAUUCUGGUGGCUAUGGCAACAACAAAAAUAUUCUGCCAAUGGUGGAAUUUCUGACAAUGGUGGAGCCGGUAGGGGACUUUUAUUGCUUGGCAAUAGUCUUGUUUACACUGUAAUGCUUCAGUAGUGUGUGUUAAGAACCAUAAUUAAUUAAAUGUCUUUUAAAAUUAAGCAAUAUUAAAAAGAGAACACUUUGCUAUGUUAUUGACAGUAUAAUAGUAUGUUUAUGCAAUAAAUAUGUAAACAUG
Dreissena polymorpha is the source of this 3457-nucleotide messenger RNA. Its product is annotated as ADP-ribosylhydrolase ARH3-like. NCBI's taxonomy places the organism in Eukaryota, Metazoa, Mollusca, Bivalvia, Myida, Dreissenidae. Gene Ontology annotation, cellular component: mitochondrion; nucleus. The transcript has 7 exons. Bases 404 to 1384 code for a protein of 326 amino acids. The record is from RefSeq and is a predicted model, not a curated record.